GACUGGGCGCGCGGCCAGGCUUCCAGGGGACGAGGGUAGAAAGAAAUGAGGGGCGGGGCCUCAGCCGGAGGCGGGGCCUGCACGGCGGAUAUGGGGGGGCGGAGCCCCGGAGCCGGGACAAGACUUCCGCUGCCCGCGCGGAGGUGGACGGAGACUCCGGCGGUGGAACCCUUCCAGAUACCCCGCCCAGUCCUCUCUUUUCUGCUCCUGCCGAGUCCCACCAGUGGAGGCUUCCGGAGCGGGGAGGAGGAGCGGAGAGCCGCCCUGGGAGGCAGCGCUGGGUCAACCCAGAGGAGAGGAUGUGGCGUUCUGGGUCACCCAUCUGGAGCCAGUCCCACGGCCUCGUCUUCUGCAGGAGGAAAGCCGAUUGUCCUCAACUGGCCCCUGUGUGCCUUCCAAGAAGUCACGAGACCGGACGUGGGGCCUCACAGCCGAAAGCCCUUGGUGCCAGGAGAGACGAGACCGGACCCGGUGCUUGUGGUCAAGUGUCUAGUGGACGGACUCAGCCCGGGCCCGGGGUGCCCUCCCCCUCCCCAGCCCGUGCUCCUCCUGCGUUCCUGUCCUCAGUGGGCCUGCUGGCGAGCCGCCCCAGGGGCUUCUUCCUCGCCUGCCAGGGAUCAACUCACCCCACACACGCUGCCCGGGGGGAGACGAGGCCCAUACACACACCUGUCUCCAUCCUGUCAUGCUGCACGGGAGUCAAGUUCACGUCUGUCCCACGGCCCCCACCCCGGAGCUCCUGGAUAGAAAGGACCACAGCUGGCCAUCGGCAGGGUGCACUUCGGACUGCCCCCUGCACUGGGCACAUGCUAGGCUUGGGGACACAAUGUCCGGGGCAGGAGAGAGGAGGCUCCAGGAAGUGCAGGUGUGGUGGCCCAGCAGGACCACUGCGGGAACCACACCCAGGAGGCUGGGCAGAUCUGUUCCAGAAGAGCCCUUGGCUGUGUGGAGGAGGGGACAACAAAGGGCAGUGGCAGUCAUGCACGGAAUGGGGACAGUGAAUCUGGGGGCCUGCGGUCAGCGGUGUGGGCCAGGGAGGGGUGCGGACCCCAAAACAAGGACCAAGGGGGCAGGCACGACCAGAGAAGGACAGACCCAUGUGGAACCCAGAGGGUUUGGGCAGGUGAGGGGUCACCAGGGAGAUGGACGCGGGUCUCGGGGCCCCCAACCCAGCUCGACCCACACCCGCCCCCACCUGAAAUGCUCCGGCUCCAGGCCCCCUCCCGAGGCCCUCCCUGACCUUCCUGGGGGGAGAGCCGCCCCUUCCCUGAACAUCCACAAAACCGACCGGCUGCACCUCUGUGUUUUGGAAUUCAUUACGGUCAGUGCACAGGGGAAAUACGUCAAAUGAAGCAUAAUGUUUUUACCCAGAACACAUGAAAUUAAUUAAAUAGAGUACAUGGCUACUAAA
Felis catus (domestic cat) is the source of this 1411-nucleotide messenger RNA. RefSeq names its product translation initiation factor IF-2-like. Bases 46 to 747 code for a protein of 233 amino acids. Lineage: Eukaryota; Metazoa; Chordata; Mammalia; Carnivora; Felidae. The record is from RefSeq and is a predicted model, not a curated record. The transcript is spliced from 4 exons.